Egretta garzetta (little egret) is the source of this 1260-nucleotide messenger RNA. It is a transcript of the gene CKMT2, whose product is annotated as creatine kinase, mitochondrial 2. Gene Ontology annotation, molecular function: creatine kinase activity. Bases 1 to 1260 code for a protein of 419 amino acids. The record is from RefSeq and is a predicted model, not a curated record. The transcript is spliced from 9 exons. NCBI's taxonomy places the organism in Eukaryota, Metazoa, Chordata, Aves, Pelecaniformes, Ardeidae. Gene Ontology annotation, biological process: phosphocreatine biosynthetic process. Gene Ontology annotation, cellular component: mitochondrion.
AUGGCUAGCACCUUCUGCCGUCUCCUGGCUGGCCGUGCAACCACUGCACUCUUUGCAGCCGCAGGCACCGGGGUGCUAACCACCGGGUACCUCCUCAACCAGCAAAAUGUGAAGGCUGCUGUUCAGGAAAAACGGAAACUCUUCCCUCCAAGCGCAGACUAUCCUGAUCUCCGCAAGCACAACAACUGCAUGGCUGAGUGCCUCACACCAGCCAUUUACUCUAGGCUAAGGGACAAGAUGACUCCCAAUGGCUACACCCUGGACCAGUGCAUCCAAACCGGGGUGGACAAUCCUGGCCACCCUUUCAUUAAAACUGUGGGCAUGGUCGCAGGUGAUGAAGAAUCCUAUGAGGUGUUUGCUGAGAUUUUUGACCCUGUCAUCAAAGUGAGACAUAAUGGCUAUGAUCCACGGACAAUGAAGCAUCACACGGACCUGGAUGCAUCCAAGAUCACCCAUGGUCAAUUUGACGAGCGCUACGUCCUCUCGUCACGGGUGCGGACUGGCCGCAGCAUCCGGGGCCUCAGCCUUCCUCCUGCCUGCACCAGGGCAGAGCGGAGAGAGGUGGAGAAUGUUGUGGUCACCGCGCUCGCUGGGCUGAAAGGAGACCUCUCUGGGAAGUACUACAGCUUGACCAAUAUGUCCGAGAGGGAUCAGCAGCAGCUUAUUGACGACCAUUUUCUCUUUGAUAAGCCAGUGUCCCCUUUGCUAACGUGUGCUGGGAUGGCACGCGACUGGCCAGACGCCAGAGGAAUCUGGCAUAACAAUGACAAGACAUUUCUCAUCUGGAUUAAUGAAGAAGACCACACCAGGGUGAUCUCCAUGGAGAAGGGUGGCAACAUGAAACGGGUGUUUGAAAGAUUUUGCCGUGGUUUAAAAGAGGUGGAAAGAUUAAUUAAAGAACGGGGCUGGGAGUUCAUGUGGAACGAGCGUCUCGGUUAUGUUCUGACCUGUCCUUCCAACCUGGGAACCGGUUUACGUGCUGGAGUCCAUGUUAAGCUGCCCAGGCUUAGCAAGGAUCCUAGGUUUCCAAAAAUCCUGGAGAACCUGAGGCUGCAAAAGCGCGGCACUGGUGGAGUGGACACGGCAGCUGUGGCAGAUGUGUAUGAUAUCUCCAACCUGGACCGCAUGGGUCGCUCAGAGGUGGAGCUAGUCCAGAUUGUCAUCGAUGGGGUCAAUUACCUAGUUGACUGCGAGAAGAAACUGGAAAGAGGGCAAGACAUCAAAGUGCCACCACCAUUGCCUCAGUUUGGCAGGAAGUGA